This is a messenger RNA of Talaromyces marneffei, 1506 nucleotides long. RefSeq lists its product as uncharacterized. Gene Ontology annotation, biological process: intracellular transport. The record is from RefSeq and is a predicted model, not a curated record. The coding region runs from base 1 to 1506 and encodes 501 amino acids. Gene Ontology annotation, cellular component: nuclear pore; cytoplasm. The transcript is spliced from 4 exons. NCBI's taxonomy places the organism in Eukaryota, Fungi, Ascomycota, Eurotiomycetes, Eurotiales, Trichocomaceae. Gene Ontology annotation, molecular function: GTPase activator activity.
AUGUCUGCCGCCUCGGAACAGAUGGAUGUCCCCGCCGCAUCUCACAGUGAUAUCGAUCUCAUCAAGGAAGACACAAUAACUGCCUCCGAUAAUGAUACCGCAGAACCCGAGCGCCCGGUGCGAAGAAAGCUCCAGGAAACGCGGAUAACGUCAGAGGGAAAUCCUUCUAUUCCUGACGAUGACGUUGAGAAUGACGAUCGGGGUCGUCUGAAGAAGAGGUCUCACGAUGACCUACAGGAAGGGACAAUAGAACAGCCAACUGAUAGCGGCCACCGCAGAAAGAGGUCGCGUGAUAUGAGCGAUGAUGAUAAUCUGAUUAAAAUUGAUGUUGAUCGGACCACCACCCCAGAGCCGACAACAAACAAGGACGAUGCCUCGGCGCAUAUCCUCAGUCCGAAGAAGAAGAGAAGCCUGGAUCAACUACAAGAGAACGGUGUCAGCGCACAGAGCGAGCAAAAAGCCAGUGUUCAAGAGAACGAGAAAGAGCGUGAAACGAAAAGACAUCGCGACGCUUCCCAGGACAGGCAAGCCGCUGUUAAGGAUGACGCAGCUCCAGUCAAGCCAUCUUUACCAAAGAGUUUCCUAAACACCUCUGCCGUUUCCCCCUUUGCAUCGUUAGGCUCCAAGUCAUCUGAAAGCGACCACACCAAACCACAAAGCACAUCCUCAUCCGCGUUUGCUGCUUCCGGUCUAGCAUCAUUCGCGAGUUCGGAACAGUCGCCCUUUGGGGCCUUGGGAGGAUCCACUCCUACAUCGUCAGUCUUUGGCAAAUCGACAACGACAACAUCAUCAGCCGAAAAGCCUGCCGGCACCGGCUUUAGCUUAACUUCUUCUUCUAGUGCUUCUCCAUUCGCCAAUACGGGCGUUUCUGGUUUCGCAUCUUUGGGAGGCUCUGGAUUUGGAAGCGGUUUCGGCAGUGGAGGAUUCGGUGGAAGCGGAGCAACGAAGCUGAGCAGCUUCGCUUCUGCUACCGGAUCAGGUUUGGGUGGUGCAACGACAGCAAAACCAUUUGGUGCGGAACGAGAUGAGGAGGACGAGGAAGAGGACGAGGAGAGCCACGUGAUAACGGCUGGUUUUGAGAAGGAGAAGGAAGACGAACGAUUCUAUGCACAGCAAAUCGAGACCGGUGAAGAAGAAGAAAAGACAUAUUUCUCCUGCAAAGCCAAACUAUUCCACUUCACAAACAAAGAAUGGAAAGAGCGAGGCGUGGGCACAUUCAAGGUCAAUGUCAAGGAGCCUCCAAGCAAUGCUGAUGACAACACGCCAAAGAGAAAGACCGCGCGUAUGAUUAUGCGUGCCGACGGAGUGUUGCGUGUUAUGCUCAAUUCGCCCAUUUUCAAGGGUAUGCCAGUCGGAGAAGUUUCGGGAGAAGAGCCCAAGGGGAAGCAGCUGAAUCUGGCAAGUGUUGAAGAUGGUAAAACUGUGCCUUUGCUACUCAGGGUCGGCAAUGCAGACUCUGCAAAGGAAUUAUACCACGUGAUAAUCGACCUCCAAAAGGAAUUAUGA